Cucumis sativus (cucumber) is the source of this 1166-nucleotide messenger RNA. Its product is annotated as protein phosphatase 1 regulatory subunit 7-like. The coding region runs from base 360 to 1142 and encodes 260 amino acids. Gene Ontology annotation, molecular function: protein binding. The record is from RefSeq and is a predicted model, not a curated record. The transcript has a single exon. NCBI's taxonomy places the organism in Eukaryota, Viridiplantae, Streptophyta, Magnoliopsida, Cucurbitales, Cucurbitaceae.
ACUUCAUCAAACUUGGAAAAUAUUAAGGUGUUGUCUGCAAAUUGAAGGAGGGGAACUGAACAUUGUUCUUUCCUACCAUGAAACCUUCAUACAAACCGUUCAAGUGUAGAUUUGAGAUGAAACUACUAAGCACUUUGCUAACCAGAAGAAAAGAAAGAGGGAAAGGGGAUCCCCUUGCUUUAACCCUCUUGAGGUUUGAAUUCUUCCUCUGGGCCUCCCAUUGACGAAUUCUGAAUACUUAGGGUUUUUAACACAAUCCAUGAUCAAUCCAGCACACAAGCAGCAGAGACAGCGGAGUUUGAAGGCGUUUUCGGAGGCAGUGUCUGUUCCUAACAGAGAAAACUAGGGUUUUCACGACUAUGUCUUGCUUGGAUAUACAGCAAGUUCUCAAUGAUUACAAAACCAAAGACCCACUCACCAUCACUACUCUCAAGCUCAAUCAAAAGGCUCUUUCUGAUAUAAAUGGUUUGUCCCUUUUCAAAAACUUGGAGAAGCUUGAUUUGACAUUCAACAAUCUCACAUCGCUUCAGGGGUUGGAGUCAUGCACCAAUUUGAAGUGGCUCUCAGUUGUACAAAACAAACUUGAUAACUUAAAAGGAAUUGAAGGGCUUUCUAAACUUAAUGUAUUAAAUGCGGGAAAGAAUAAGCUUCGGUCAAUGGACGAAAUUAGACCCCUUGUUGGCUUUUGUGCUUUGAUUUUGAAUGACAAUGAGAUUGCUUCUAUUUGCAAGCUUGAUCAGAUGAAGAACCUGAAUACUCUGGUUCUUUCUAGAAAUCCAAUCCACAGUAUUGGAGAUUCUCUGUUGAAAGUGAAAUCAAUGAAAAAGCUAUCCCUUUCUAACUGCAAACAUCAAUCUAUUGAAUCCCUCAAGUUUUGUAUCGAACUUAAAGAGCUUAGACUUGCUCACAAUGAAAUCAGGAUGCUCCCCAAUGCUUUGGCUCAUAACAAGAAGUUGUUGAAUUUGGAUUUGGGAAAUAAUGUCAUCAUGAGAUGGUCAGAUUUAAAGGUAUUGAGUUCAUUAGGCUAUCUGAGGAAUCUUUAUCUUCGAGGGAAUCCUAUUGCUGAAAGUGCUAAGUUAGAUAAAAAGAUUUGUCGACUGGUUCCAGGCUUGCGUGUAUUGAGUGCGAGAUCAAUUGAUUAAUGCAUUCAGAAUGAGAAUGAUAAU